Messenger RNA from Rotaria sp. Silwood2, 360 nucleotides. Lineage: Eukaryota; Metazoa; Rotifera; Eurotatoria; Philodinida; Philodinidae. The record is from the annotation of a GenBank genome assembly.
AUGACUGGAGCUGAUCUUGACGGUUAUCAGUAUUGGGCUUAUUGGGAUGAUGAGUUUCAAAUCGAAGAAGUUGUUAAACCAUUAUUUUAUUCAUUGGCAAAAAAAACUUGUGUCAAUCAAAUAAAAAAUGAACUCAUUGUGGAUCAUGUGCUUGAUACAUUCAGAGAUACAGCUCCGGAUAUUAUUGCUAAUACACAUUCGGUGAUUGCCGACAAACAUUCCGAUGGUACACUUUCGAAAGAAUGUGAAGAAUGUGCUCUGCUCUUCGCCCGAGCAAUUGAUGCGCGCAAAACUGGUGAAAAUAUUAAUUUAAGAGAGGUCCGCCAGAAAACCAGAUAUAAAAAAGGGAGUUGGCUGUAG